UGUUGAACGACGAAAACCUAGAUGGCACUGUAAACGUGUGUGUCUUGUACUGUUUCCUUCGCCCGCCGUCAUAGCCGAUCUUGUUUUUCACGUUUCUCGUUGUGACACAGAGACGUUUCCGGAUUACCUCUCUGAUCCUUCAUUUAUUGUUAUGGCUGUCAAAGAAAAAGCAGAAGCAAAUGAAGAAACUUUGGAAGCUGAAAUCGAAUGGAAUACUGUCGAUAAUGAGUUACAGUUGUUGCAAAUCUUGUGCGGCACAAGACCCAUCGGGAUUAGUAAAUAUUUUCAAAUGGCCUGCAUAGUGGAAAAGUUGGCUGCGAAUCUGAACAAAGAAGUUACUUCCAAAGGUGUGUGGGACCACCUGGCAAGCUUGUACGACAUCAAGAAAUUGGAUGAACACGAGACGAUUCCUUUUCCCAACGAAGAAAUGGACUUUACCCUUUCCACCGAGGAGUAUGGUGAACUGAUGGAGAGCAAAUACAAAGAAACCGAAUCAAAGAAAUCCAUAAAGAAGGAAAAGGAAGAAAUCAAAAAGGAAAAGGUUCCUGAGACGCCACAGCCUGUUGAAAAGAAAUCCGUGAAACGCACAAGAGCCAGCACUGCUCCAAGCCCUGGAACACCUCAAGUCACUCCAAAACGUCGACGAAUUUGAAGGCAGAGAAAAAGAAAGGACUAGGGAAAUAUCACGAACUUUUUUACCAUGUCAACUCCUUCGGCGCACGUACAUUUGUUUGAUUGUGAAACUGUUAAUGAAUUUUUGUAACUCGGAUAUUGCGUGAAAAAAAGAAAGGGACCGAAUACGACAGAAAAUGACCGGUCAA
Messenger RNA from Daphnia carinata, 821 nucleotides. It is a transcript of the gene MrgBP, whose product is annotated as MRG/MORF4L-binding protein-like. The transcript has 3 exons. The record is from RefSeq and is a predicted model, not a curated record. Bases 152 to 652 code for a protein of 166 amino acids. Gene Ontology annotation, biological process: regulation of transcription by RNA polymerase II. Lineage: Eukaryota; Metazoa; Arthropoda; Branchiopoda; Diplostraca; Daphniidae. Gene Ontology annotation, cellular component: nucleus; NuA4 histone acetyltransferase complex.